AUGGCGACCAACGGCGAUGCCUUGGCCGCUGCCGUCAAUGGCACCAACGGCACUACCAACGGCACCACCAAGCCACACCUCCUCUUCUGCGCCCUCCCGGGUCCCGGACACACCCUACCUAUCCUUCAGAUCGCCGAGGAAAUGGCCGCACGGGGCUACUCCGUCAGCUUCCUCGGCGGCAAGGAGUUCUUCCCCAAGAUCGAGAAGAUCGGCGCCGAGCCCAUCGAAGCCGCUCCCUUCUUCUCCAUGGACCUGUUCAAGAUCCGCGUCGCCGUGCCAGAGGGCUUCCUCAAGCUGAUCUUCGACAUCGAGAAGGUCUUCAUGGCCUACAUCCCCACCGCCUUCCAGCAGCUCAAAGACGCCCUCGAGAUGCUGCGCCGCCGCUACCCGGACCGCGAGGUCGUCGUCGUCCACGAGUCGUACUACUUCGGCGCCCUCCCCUUCAUGCACGGCGCCCCGCUCCCGGAAGGCUUCGACAAGUUCCCCCGCACCCUCAACAUCCACAUCGGCCCCGUCUGGACCACCAGCAAGGACACCGCCCCCUUCGGCCCGGGCCUGCACCCGGACUCCACCCCGUCGGGCCAGGACCGCAACCGCCUCCUCAACGACCUCAUGUACGGGCCCGACAUGCUCUUCAAGUCCGCCACCGAGACCCUGGCCACCGUCAUGACCGACGCCGGCGUCCCCGACUUUCCCGUCCGGACCCUCAACUUCCUCGACGCCGUCAUGCAGAGCUACGACGUCACCCUGCAGCUCAGCGCCCCGAGCCUCGAGUACCACCGCUCCGACCUGCACCACUCCAUCAAGUUCGCCGGUUGGCCGCCCGAGAAGCCCAUCAGCACCGGCUUCGACUACCCGGAGUGGUGGGCCGAGGUCGUCCGCGGCGACAAGAAGGUCAUCGCCGUGUCGCAGGGCACCGUCGCCACCGAGUACGUCAACCUCCUCAUCCCGGCCAUCCAGGGGCUCGCCCACCGCGAUGAUGUGCUUGUCAUCGCCCUGCUGGGCUCCCGCGGCCGCACCCUCGAGGACGUCCCCAUCCCCGCCAACACCCGCGUCGUCGACUACUUCUCCUACGACGUGCUCCUCAAGAAGGCCGAUGUGUGGAUCAUGAACGCCGGCUGGGGUGGAUUCCAGCAGGGCGUCGUCAACGGCGUCCCCAUGGUGUUGGCUGGCAAUACGGAGGACAAGCCUGAGGUUGCGGCCCGGGCUGCGUACAGCGGCGUCGCUAUUGAUCUCAAGACGGGCAAGGCCACGCCUGAGGCCAUUGCCGCCGCUGUGGGCGAGAUUCUCGCGAAUGACAAGUACAAGAAGCGCAUUAUGGAGAUCAAGGCCGAGACCGAGGCGCUGCCGACCUAUGAUAUUAUCGAGGAGCACAUCAUCAAGGCGUGA
This is a messenger RNA of Sodiomyces alkalinus F11, 1389 nucleotides long. Its product is annotated as UDP-Glycosyltransferase/glycogen phosphorylase. The record is from RefSeq and is a predicted model, not a curated record. Bases 1 to 1389 code for a protein of 462 amino acids. Lineage: Eukaryota; Fungi; Ascomycota; Sordariomycetes; Glomerellales; Plectosphaerellaceae. Gene Ontology annotation, molecular function: UDP-glycosyltransferase activity. The transcript has a single exon.